AUGCAUUUCAUUCAUCUCACCAUUGUUCUCAUGGCUCUCUUGGCCUCCCCUGUGGUGGCCAAGGACAAGACAAAAAAGAAGCACAAGGAGCCAGUGAGAGUUGCGCUGUUGAUGCCUGAAGAUCUUCGCAAUGUUGUGACUAUCGAAACCAGUCACAAUGCCGGCUCAGAAGAUCAUGGCGAUGACACCAGACUUGGUCACUAUGGCCAUCCGCCUGAUGACUGCGAAAAGGACGAGCGCGCAGUUCAAAUCAACGGAAUCCCUGGUGCGAUUUGCACUGCCAAGUGCACCGACUUUUUGCCUUGUCCUAAGGAUGUUCCUAAAGGAGUCACUGCCGAACCCACUUGUGCUCUACAGGACUCGGCUGGUAACCACUACUGUGUCUUGCUUUGCAAGCCCGGCAAAAACAAAGACGCAAACCUUCGCCGUGCCGGAGACGGCGAUGCUGGAGAGUGUGGAGAUGCCACUUGUCAACCUGCCCAAGGACUUGGUAUCUGUACCUACGAUUCCUAA
Cylindrotheca closterium is the source of this 513-nucleotide messenger RNA. The record is from the annotation of a GenBank genome assembly. Lineage: Eukaryota; Bacillariophyta; Bacillariophyceae; Bacillariales; Bacillariaceae.